ACGAGCUCCGUGUCCAUGGCGCCGUCGGCCGCCGCCGCCGCCGCCGCGGCCACCGCCUCCUCGUCGUCCUACACCUCCUCUUCGGGCUCCUCCGACUCGUCCUCUUCUUCGGAGAGCGACCGACGCCGCCGACGCCGCCACCGGAAGGAAGCGUCCUCCUCCUCCGCGCUGAAGGCGCGCAAGGACCGGAGGUCCCGCCAUAAGCGGCGCCGGAGGGAGCGGCGGCGGUCCCCGUCCGACGACGAAAGCUACAGUAGCUCAAGCUCUUACGACAGUGACCAUGAGAGCAAAUCACGCAAGCACAAGAAGAGGAGCAGAUCAAGGAAGUCCAGGGAGAGGGAGCGAAGCAAGGAUAGGCACUCUAAGCGAGACAAGAGCAAACAUAAAGAGAAGAAAGAUAGUGAGCGUACUAGCGGCCCCGUGCAGCUUUCCAAGUUUCUUGGACGUGACAAGGAAGAAGGUGUUCAGAGGAGUGCAAUCUCUGGUAAAAAGAUAAUGAUGAAGCUCGAGAAGUCCAAGGAAGACAAACAGGCAGAGAGCAAGCGCAAUGAACUGUUGAAAUUCCUGAAUGCCAGUUAUGAUUGACAAGUUGUUGGAAGUGUUGUCAUUGGCUGUGUUUUGGAUUUGUCUUGAUACUACCGCUUAGUUUUUUAUAAGCUUUGUUACAUGUUUUUGCUAGUUAUGGCAUGACUAUCUGUGUCGUUGCCAGUACUUAGAUAGUUAUGGCAUCACUUUUAUCACUUAAAAACAGUUACUUUUGAGCCUGGUUUUAAUGCUUUUUGAACUUUCAUGUUACUAGCAUAUGCAUUUUAAAUGUUUGCUGAAAAUACAAUGAGUAGUGUAGUAAGACAAGGUGUUCGUUCUUGUGGAAACAUUGGUCGAACUGAAUUGUUCACCACCCAUGUCUCCUGUUCUCCAUCGGUCGAUGAACUUUUACUGCUUUGCCCGAAGACACCUUCAUGU
Oryza brachyantha (malo sina) is the source of this 963-nucleotide messenger RNA. RefSeq names its product protein SREK1IP1. The transcript is spliced from 6 exons. Bases 16 to 585 code for a protein of 189 amino acids. The record is from RefSeq and is a predicted model, not a curated record. NCBI's taxonomy places the organism in Eukaryota, Viridiplantae, Streptophyta, Magnoliopsida, Poales, Poaceae.